Messenger RNA from Chaetomium fimeti, 1448 nucleotides. Its product is annotated as thiamine diphosphate-binding protein. The record is from RefSeq and is a predicted model, not a curated record. Gene Ontology annotation, molecular function: oxidoreductase activity, acting on the aldehyde or oxo group of donors, disulfide as acceptor. The coding region runs from base 1 to 1233 and encodes 410 amino acids. Lineage: Eukaryota; Fungi; Ascomycota; Sordariomycetes; Sordariales; Chaetomiaceae. The transcript has 4 exons. Gene Ontology annotation, biological process: branched-chain amino acid catabolic process.
AUGCAAUUCGAGCAGCCGGCGGGCUACCCGGCGCUGCCGACGUACCGGGCGAUCGACCAGAACGGCGUGGCCGUCGACCCGAGCUUCGAGCCCGACCUCAGCGACGAGGAGGUGGUCAAGCUGUACCGCGACAUGCUGACCGUGUCCGUCAUGGACCUGAUCAUGUUCGACGCCCAGCGCCAGGGCCGGCUGAGCUUUUACAUGGUGUCGGCUGGUGAGGAGGCCGUGUCGGUGGCGACUGCGUCGGCGCUUGAGAAGGAGGAUGUCCGCGGGUUUACCCUCGCCGACUUUAUGAACCAGCUGUUUGCGAACCAUAAGGAUCCUGGGAAGGGCAGGAACAUGCCGGUGCACUACGGCAGUCGGGAAUUGAAUAUCCACACCAUCUCUUCGCCCCUUGCGACGCAGCUUCCGCAGGCUUCCGGCGCCGCCUAUGCCCUCAAGAUUCAGCGGAUGCAGGACCCCAGCAUACCUCCGAGAGUGGUAGCAGCGUACUUUGGCGAGGGCGCAGCCAGCGAGGGCGACUUCCAUGCUGCCUUGAACAUCGCGGCGACUCGGUCCUGCCCGGUCAUCUUUGUCUGCCGCAAUAACGGGUACGCUAUCUCGACGCCGACGCUAGAGCAAUAUCGUGGCGACGGCAUCGCCAGCCGCGGUCUUGGAUACGGAAUUGAGACGAUUCGCGUGGACGGUAAUGACUUUUGGGCCGUCCGCGAGGUGAUGAAGAAGGCGCGCGAGAUCGCCUUGCAGGACGGCGGCAGGCCCGUUCUGAUCGAGGCCAUGACAUACCGCGUCAGCCACCACAGCACAUCGGACGAUUCGUUUGCCUACCGCGCCAAGGUAGAAGUGGAGGACUGGAAGAGGCGGGACAACCCGAUCGCGAGGCUGCGCAAAUGGAUGGAGGCGAAGGGGUGCUGGGACGAGCACAAGGAGAAGGAGGCCCGCGAGAGUAUUAGGCGGGAUGUGCUCAAGGCCUUCUCUGAGGCCGAGCGCGAGAAGAAGCCACCGGUCCGGACCAUGUUCGAGGACGUGUACGAAGAGCUGACGCCGGACCUGCAACAGCAGAUGAAGGAGUUAAAGAGCCAGCUAGAGAGAUACCCUGAUGACCGCAUUGUCAUCGCCGUGCUCUGCGUCUUGAGCAUCGCUGCACUUCUCGGCGUGCUCGGUAUCAAGUACGUCCGGACGGCCACUCGUGCUAUGGUAAAGUCGCGCGAGGCCCGUGACUCCGAGGCCCAGUAAGCCAGGUACGUGCGACUGCAUCCCAACAGGCGGUACGUCGGUGGUAUUGGUGAGGUGCAAGGACGGCGGCACGGCGGGAACAAACAAACUCGAACGUCAACCCCACCAUCCAUUCCACCCCCUUGGCGCGCAUCUCGACCCCGCAAACAGGGCUGAAACACACAGGGCGUUGGAUUCCCGGGUGUCAAGCCACAUGAGACAGCCACACCUCCGGG